Molecule: messenger RNA, 885 nt
Organism: Folsomia candida
Lineage: Eukaryota; Metazoa; Arthropoda; Collembola; Entomobryomorpha; Isotomidae
Product: multiple epidermal growth factor-like domains protein 11
Exons: 3
Coding region: 1-885 (294 amino acids)
Source: RefSeq, a predicted model, not a curated record
AUGUCCCAAUUUCCCUUCCUAUUAACACUUACUUUUCUCCUUAUCAACGGAGCUUUAGGACAACUCGGUCACGGCGAGGAUUGUCAAUUGACCCCAGAUUGCGACACGACAAUCGGCCUGGAAUGUCGCGACCUGAAAUGCACCUGCAUUCCGGACUCAAUUUAUGACGAGGUCAACUCCACCUGCCUCAUUUUGACGGGUGCGGCUUGCGAGGACUUUGGGGAUGACAGACUCGCCUGCGUUUCUCAUGCCCGGUGCGAAUACAACGGAACUGCAGAUGGGUACACUUGUCAGUGCAGUGGGUCGUCAUACGUCCAAGGUCCCGACCGCCUCUGCCACCCCACCGAAGGAGGAGACUGUGACCUCACCACCGACUGUUCCCCCAGCGAUCAACUGCUCUGCACAUUUGGCAAGUGUCAGUGUCAGAACCCGUUAAACCAGCGGUUUGACCAUGACCUUAUGGCGUGUCGAAUCAUGGUCGGAUUUCCCUGCAAUCCGGUCGAUCCUAUCUUCCGAUGUGACCAAAACAUGACGUGCAACAUGGACACGGGGUCACCUACUGGGUUCAGUUGUGAGUGUGGGACUGGAUAUUUGCCAUCUUUGGAUAACGAAAGAUGUUAUACAGAUCACCUCCAACCCUGUCAACCCGGUGGGUGGAUGGAAGACGACUGCGACUACUUUCACCGAGGUCUUUACUGUCGUCAAGGACGGUGUCAAUGUGCCCAAUCACCUGCCCAAGUUUGGGAUGAGGAACAGAAAACCUGUGCAAGUGUGGAGGGAAGUAAAUGCUCCGUAAUGAAGGCGAGAGAUCAGACCCCGCUACCUUGUCGGACUGGGUUGACAUGCAUUGUUCGUGGUAAUCAAUUCUUUGGGAUUUGUCGUUAA